Molecule: messenger RNA, 1131 nt
Organism: Arachis stenosperma
Lineage: Eukaryota; Viridiplantae; Streptophyta; Magnoliopsida; Fabales; Fabaceae
Exons: 6
Coding region: 1-1131 (376 amino acids)
Source: RefSeq, a predicted model, not a curated record
AUGAAGAAAUCAAAUGAAGAGGAUGCCAACGAAGAAGAAGAACACAAGCUUGAGUCUCUUAUCCCAGCUAUGACUUUAGAUGAAUUCUUCGAAAAAUAUGGGAUAUCAUUGGAUGAAAAUGAUGAAGAAUAUGAAUAUGAUUAUGAUGAUCACAGUCCAAGUGUUGGGAAUAGUAGUGACAGUCAACACGGUACCAAAAAGAAAAGAGUUCGUGGUCCUACCCAACUGAAGCAUAUUCAUGCUAUGGAGACACAGAUAGAGUUAACAUGGUACAACGGCAAACCCAUAGGCCCAACAAAGACACAGGUUCAAUUGUUUAGUCGGUUCUUGGGUACACUUGCAAGAAACUCUAAUUUGGUCACGUUAUUAUAUACUAAUUGGCAAGCUGUGUCCAAUGAGACUAAAACUUCAAUGUUAGAUUAUGCAAAGUCUAAAUAUAACAUUCCUAGUGACGCUGAGCCUUGGGUGAUAGAUACCAUUGGAGAGUCAUGGAAGCAAUUUAAGAAACGGGUUAUUUCUGACAAAAAUCGUGAAAACAGAUCCAAGCAAAAAUGGAAUCAUCGAAUGGGUCCAGUUAGUUUUGAAUUAGUACGCGCUGAAUUGCGUGCAAAGAAGGAGGACAAUGAAGAUCCAUCACAAGUUAAGAUGUUUGUUGUAACUCGUAUGAAUAAAAAAGGAGAGACUGAUUCGGGAACACAAGAGACAAUUGAUCAUCUUCAAAAUUUGAAACAAGCAGGAUAUAGUGACGAUGAAGCAGUUCAAACAGUUUUUGGAAAGGAGAAAAGUGGUAGAGUUCGUUUCUAUGGUCGAUCAGUCACAAAAUUCUCUCUUAAAGAGGAUAAGCAAAUCCGACAAAUGCAACAACAACAUACUGAAGUUGUUUCAACUAUGGAGAAAAAUCAAAAUAACUUAACUUCCAAGUUGGAUGGUUUAACAAACUUGAUUAAAAUGUUGUUGCAACAAGUCAAUCCUUGUAUGAGUGCAGAACAAGUGCAAAUAAUGAUAGAAGCCGCCCAACAAUCUCCGCUUGACGCGAGUAGUGCACCAAAUGAUGCGCGGCGAAGCAUUCCUCCUUCACUUGGAUCGAACCAUGUAUCAAAGGAUAUGGAAGUAAGUAGUGUUCAUAAUUAG